AUGAGGCAGAAAAGACUGAUAAAUCGAGAGUCGAGAGUUGUGGAUGCUGGAACAUAUAAAUCUGAAAGAGUUAUUGUUGGCCGACAAGGAAUGGAAAUUCAUGUUCAAGGCAGCAAAAAACCGUUGCUUAAUUUUUGUGCCAACAAUUAUUUGGGUCUUAGCAGUAAUCCAGAAGUGAUUAAGGCAGCAAAACAUGCAUUAGAUACGCAUGGAGCCGGUAUGAGUUCGGUACGUUUCAUUUGCGGUACUCAGGAUAUUCAUCGUCAACUGGAGCUAAAAAUUGCUGAAUUUCAUGGGCGUGAAGAUGCUAUUCUGUACGCCGCAUGUUUUGACGCUAAUGGUGGAGUUUUUGACGUGCUUACCGGUGAAUCGGAUGCAAUAAUUUCUGAUGAACUAAAUCACGCAUCAAUAAUUGAUGGGGUACGCUUAUGUAAGGCUAAACGAUACCGAUACAAGCAUAUGGACCUAAAUGACCUUGAAAAAAUUCUUGAAGAAACAAAAAGCUGUCGCCGUCGUGUUAUUGCCACGGAUGGAGUAUUCAGUAUGGACGGUGAUGUUGCACCGUUGAAAGAGAUUUGCGAUUUAGCUGAUAAGCAUAAGGCACUUGUAUUUAUUGAUGAAUGUCAUGCAACAGGAUUCUUUGGUCCAACUGGUAGAGGAACUGAGGAACAACUGGGGAUACAGGGACGUGUAGAUGUAAUUAAUUCAACACUUGGAAAAGCUCUUGGUGGUGCUAUGGGCGGCUAUACCACUGGACCAAAACAGCUAAUUGAUCUUUUGCGACAAAAAUCUCGUCCAUACCUAUUUUCCAAUUCGUUGGCACCAUCAAUUGUUGGAGCAUCGUUAAAAGUGCUGGAUAUGUUGAUGACAUCCAGUGACUUUACACGUACACUUAAGUCAAACAUAACACAUUUUCGUAGUUCACUAAAGCGUCUUGGUUUCACUGUUCUUGGAAAUCCGGAUCAUCCAAUUUGUCCAGUAUUUUUAAAAGAUGCACGACUAGCAAGUGAAUUUGCUGAUGAAAUGUUAAAAGAAGGAAUCUAUGUUAUUGGCUUCAGUUAUCCGGUAGUACCAAAAGGAAAAGCAAGAAUACGUGUUCAGAUAUCAGCUGCACAUACACGUGAUCAAAUUGAUCGUUGCAUCAAUGCAUUUGAGGCAAUUGGUAAAAAGUUUAAAGUGAUCUAA
This is a messenger RNA of Enterobius vermicularis (human pinworm), 1185 nucleotides long. NCBI's taxonomy places the organism in Eukaryota, Metazoa, Nematoda, Chromadorea, Rhabditida, Oxyuridae. The record is from the annotation of a GenBank genome assembly.